Molecule: messenger RNA, 2545 nt
Organism: Dissoconium aciculare CBS 342.82
Lineage: Eukaryota; Fungi; Ascomycota; Dothideomycetes; Mycosphaerellales; Dissoconiaceae
Exons: 2
Coding region: 337-2451 (704 amino acids)
Biological process (GO): positive regulation of transcription by RNA polymerase II
Cellular component (GO): nucleus
Molecular function (GO): transcription cis-regulatory region binding; zinc ion binding; DNA-binding transcription factor activity, RNA polymerase II-specific
Source: RefSeq, a predicted model, not a curated record
UCCAGAUCUUCGCACGAUCAAUCUUGUUACCUACAUUCUUUUCUUUUUCUAAUCUGAUCAAUGACUGCAUAUUCAUGACGGCCAUGCAAUGGUCAUUUGUCUAACGUCAAUCCGGCACUUCACACCAACGUUCUCUCCUCCCGAUUGUUCAUUGCCCUCAUUCGGUUCGACCUCACAUGGCGGAUUAGCCGCCCGUAUCGACGUGUACCUCCUAGUGAGUGGACGGCGAACGAGUGUCAGCAUUUGAACGUUGCAAUUGUUUCUUCGACCCGUCGCAGCUACAGCACUUACUCCACUUGAGGAAGCGGCAAACUUCUCGGCAUUUUCGACGGUGACAUGCAACGCCAUGACGACGUUGGAGGCGAUACGCACGAUAACAACAGCAGAAUCCCGUUCAUUGCCCCGCAAAGUCCACAGCCCACAUCGAGCCGAGAGAGACGACCGACAUCAGUCCGUGGGAGGCAUGCCCGGCUUUCACAUCGCUCUCGGCAAGGCUGCUGGACUUGUCGUGCGCGAAAGGUGAAGUGCGACGAGGCUCAUCCGCGAUGCGGUCCCUGCACCCGACUCAAUCGCGAUUGUGACUGGGAUCAACGAUGGAACUUUAGCGAUGCAACACUGGCGACACAGGGUAAACACCCAAAUGUGAACACUAACGGUAAUGCGGUAUGGGACUCUAACGUUCGUUCAAGCCUGCCGCUCAGCCCGACUCGUAGCGCCGACGAGGUAGACGAUGAUCCUGACUUUUACGUUCUCACUACGGAUGAGGAUCGUGAGAAGAAAGCGGAACAGAGACCUCCUGGGACUUAUGCGUUGGUGCUCACUCCCAGAUCAUUUUUGAGAUCGAGCAUUCCAGAAUAUGCAGCAGCACGGAUUGAUGACCGCACGAGCGCCGACAUGUUCGUCUUUCGAGGUUUCGAGCGCGAAGUGCAACCGCCUCUCAGCAGUCCGCCAGCGCACACGGCCCCCAACGUCGUGAUCCUCGAUAAGUUUGAGGACAUAAAUCUGGCACCAAGUUCCACAUGGUCGAUCCCGGAGAGCGACCGACGCGAAAGCGUAUCAGAUGCCACCAAUGCGUCCGUCAAAACAGAGCCGCUGUCCGAGUUCAACACGGCUCCAUCAACGCCGCUGCUCCGUUCCAAUGAUCACCUCAUCCACCACUUUCGAGGAUAUAUAGUUCCACGACUGGUGCAACCUCUCCUAUCUACCGUUGGCCCACACCAGAGCUCGCUAGCUGACGCCCUCGAAUACGAAGCGCACCGAUUUACGCCUCUAUACCACGCGAUCUGCGCCAUCAGUGCCCUCAACCUUGCAUACAAGGGCGUCUCUUCACUUGAAGAAGCGAUGCAGCAUUAUCAUCGUGCAUUGGAUGCUCACACAGCUGCUUCAGCGCCUCAGAAUCUUCUAUCGGAUGGAAUUUUCUUCCGACAUUUCCUUCUCUUGGUCUAUGAUAUUUGCUUGGCUACAAACACAGGCGCAGACGGCGAGGUGGCUAUGUGGGCGGAGCAUUUAAACCAACUGCGCUGGCUCACGACCCAGCGGCAUGCCAUUGGAGCCAGUGGAGACUCGUACGCAUACACAAUUUGGAAGAUUUAUGAACUGGAUAUGUACGCAUGCCUGCUGGGGUGUGGAAACGGCAAUUUCGUGCAGACGAUGAUCAAUGAGAGGAUAUUACCGGCUCCCGAGCUACAGAUACCUAUGGGAACAGCCGUCGGUCUGACAUCGAUUGGCCCGACCCCAUUCGCGCUGAACGAAAUGGCUUCCUUUCCUGCCAUACUCGGGCUCCACCAGAUCAUCACUGCGCAUGUGGCUCAAAUUGCGGUGACGGCCCAAAGAUUCCGUACGGAGUCACAGGAGAACGAGGUCGCACCUCCAGCGAUGGUUGCAAGGUGGCAAGCGACAACUGUACAGCUCCGAGCCGCGAUGAACGAUGCCUGGCUGCAAGCAUAUCCACAGCAGCAUGUCGGCCUCCUGGAUGCUUCACCAAUUCUGGCGGCCAAUUUACCAGAGAGGGUCCGCCUUAUGUUUGAAAAUGCUGUACUUUUGUAUGAUGCCGCAACAAUCUAUACCCGCACGAGCAUGUACCCGGCUCAGGGACUCAUGCCCAUCGCGAAUCGCCCGGCUACCACUGCCGACACUGAUUUACGUGCCACCAGAAUCCUCACGUUGGCAUCCUUGCAAGCGACGAACCCCGUUCACCGAAACAUCGUCUUUCCAAUUUUCAUAGCCGGCGUGGCGACAUCGGCCGAGUCUAAUAAGAGCGCAGCCAUCGAGCUUAUCGGACGUCUGGAGAGUACCGGGAUUGGCAGAAACACCCAUCGCACCAAACAGCUCCUCUCAGCUGUCUGUGAAGAGCAGAAGCGGCUAGUGGCCGUCGGUGGGUUCAUCGAAGAGGUCGAGUGGCUCAACAUUGCGAGGACGAACAAAUUGGACGUGGUCAACUGCGGACUGUGAUCUGUGAGAUUCAGACGCAUGCACGAUAUGCUGUCAAAAAGCUCUUCUCUACAUUGAGUAAACAUUGCGACACAAUUGUGAUGAACAUUCAAUC